GUCAAUAAAUGCACCAGUCACAGCUUUCUGCCUUCAGUUCUGGGUCAGAGGAAAUCUAAUUCAGCAGCCAUGGCAUUAAAGGGAACGCUGAUUUGGAUAUGUUCACUAGCAGUCUUGUCCUUCUCUGCUGCUCAGGAUGAAACUUUACCUCAGAUUUGCAGUUCACAAACUCAGCUCUUCGAGCGUCUGUCAGCUGAUCUCAAGGUGGCAGCACAGUGCAAUAAAAGCUUGAGCUCUGCACUGGAUGCUCAGCAGUCAUCUGAACUACUGCUUUCCAUGAGGAGUCUAACUGAUUGUCUGCACAAACACCAGCUGAAAGAAUGCCAAGGUGCGAAGCCAAAUGAAUGCCCUGAAGCUGAAGUGCCCACCAAUGGAGGGUUAGCGUGUGUCACAGUUGACGACAAGCGCUACUGCAAACCUGUGUGCAACCAUGGUUACGACUUUGGUUUCAUCAGGAGAAGUCGUUUGUUUGAUGAAUGCAGUAAGCAGACAAAAUAUAAAUGGGACACCCAGUACGUAGGAGGAAACAAGCUGGCUGUGUGCAGCGAAGCAUCUGAUCAAAUUGCAGGAGCAAAGUCGGCCUAUUUUCCAAGAGAUCAGGAUUGCCUGGUGACAAAGAGUAGCAGCCAACUGCAGAAUAGCACCAUCGAAGGUUUUAUCACCGAGCUGAGGAAUCAAGGCAUACUGGGAGAGCCGCAGUACGCCUGUCUUGUAUGUGGAUGAUCAUGAUGUGGACGAAAAUGUAGAGAAAUGCUGUGGUGUGAAACUCCUCCGCGCUGAAAUAAAGCUUUGGGAAUAUUUCAAGGAAAAAGUGAAAGUUAAACUGACUUCAAGUGUCAAGAUUAAAAGUCUUUCUGAAGCUGAA
Messenger RNA from Toxotes jaculatrix (banded archerfish), 865 nucleotides. RefSeq lists its product as uncharacterized. The record is from RefSeq and is a predicted model, not a curated record. Lineage: Eukaryota; Metazoa; Chordata; Actinopteri; Toxotidae. The transcript has 6 exons. Bases 70 to 723 code for a protein of 217 amino acids.